This is a messenger RNA of Artibeus jamaicensis (Jamaican fruit-eating bat), 2535 nucleotides long. RefSeq names its product ubiquitin specific peptidase 26 (gene USP26). The record is from RefSeq and is a predicted model, not a curated record. Gene Ontology annotation, biological process: protein deubiquitination; G1/S transition of mitotic cell cycle. Lineage: Eukaryota; Metazoa; Chordata; Mammalia; Chiroptera; Phyllostomidae. Gene Ontology annotation, molecular function: cysteine-type endopeptidase activity; cysteine-type deubiquitinase activity. Gene Ontology annotation, cellular component: cytosol; nucleus.
AUGGCUAAGGAUGGAAAAAGCAGAUUAUCCUCCAGAGACGCUGAAGAGCUGAAGAUGUUCCUGGAUGAGUCCGCCAAAAAAAAUAUUCAACCACCCACAAAGCCUGGUAGGGAUAAAGGUGUCUUUAACAGCACAAAAACACAGAAGGAGAUCAACAAAAAAUUAUUUAAUGAGAUGUAUGAGAAGUCAAGAAGUGGAGUUUUUGACAUAGGAGAAGAAAGUAGAACACCUGACCUUCAGAAGAUGCCUUUGUAUACAUCAGAGAUAUCAACACUUACCUGUAAAGAGUUAGUAGAAAAGGGAUGGGGGAAGAGAAAAAGGAUGGUAUCAUCCAAUUUAGAGGUAUAUGAGAAAUUGCAGGAGGAUAAUAAAUCUGUAAGAGAAAAGAAAUUCAAGACAAAUCCCUUGAAGAACAGAAGACACUAUGAGAAGAAAAAAAUGUCAUUAAAAGAGUUAAAAGAAAGUAACAAAUUAACUUUGAGACUUUUACUCAAGACCUGUUCUACUGGAAAUCCUUACCUAUAUGGCACUUGUCUUCUCCAAACUCUUUCUGAGAAGAUAUAUUUGGCACUUCUAUUGGAACCAUUGUAUAGUGAGGAUGACCCAGAGUGGGACAGAAUCAAAAUGACCUUUGACUUUUAUCCAGAGAAACUCUGUCAAGGCCUGCCCAACUUGGGAAACACCUGUUAUAUGAAUGCAGUUUUACAGGCUCUAUUUUCGAUUCCACCCUUUGCUUAUGAUUUACUCUAUCAGAGUUUCCCAUGGAGCAAAAUUCCGUUUGAUGCUCUUAGCACGUGCCUGUCACAACUUCUUGUUCUGAAAGAUAUUUAUAGCAUAAAAAUCAAGAAGAAGUUACUUGUCAGUAUUAAAAAUGCCAUUUCAACAGUAGCAGAGAUAUUCUCUGACAACUCACAGAAUGAUGCUCAUGAGUUUUUAGGUCACUGUUUAGAUCAGAUGAAAGAGAACAUGGAAAAAUUAAACAAAAUUUGGAAGACUAAAAUUGAAUCUGAGGAAGAAGAUUCAUCUCAACAGGCUUCUGCUGACAGCGCUGUCAUCAAAAUGCUUGUUUGUCCUAUCAUCACUAAUUUUGAGGUUGAGUUGCUGCGUUCUGUUAUUUGUGAAGCCUGUGGUCAGGUUGUUCUCAAGGCAGAAGUGAGUAAUUAUCUAUCCAUCAAUCUUCCCCAAGGAAGAAAAACAUAUCCUUUGUCUAUUCAAUCUACUUUAGAUGUUUUUUUUGGAGCAGAAGAGCUUGAGUAUAAAUGUGGGAAGUGUAACCACAACAGAUCUGUUGGAGUGCACAAAUUCAAUAGGUUACCCAGGGUCCUCAUUGUUCAUCUGAAACGUUAUAGCUUUCACCGGUCUAGGUCAUUAAGGAAGGAUGGCCAGCAAGUCAUCAUUUCUAAAUAUUUAAAGUUAUCUUCUCAUUGCAAUGAAAGUACCCAGCCACCUCUUCCCUUGGACAAGAAUGCACAUAUUAAGGAUUUCCAAUUUUUAAAUUUUUUUCAAAAGAUGAAUUCUGACAUCUUUAGGUCAUUGACAUCUUCAACAAAGUUGACCUCAAAAUGCGAAGAUUGUCUGGCUCUACACGUGGAGUCAGAGAACGAGUCUGAACCACAAAAGUGCCAUAUUUUUGGGUCAAGCAAAGAACAGCAACAAAAUGACCUGGGAAAAUAUUCUAAACACAGUAUAACAGAACCCAUAUCAGCAAACUCAGGUUAUGGCACAGCAAUUGAACAAAAGCCUUUAGUACCAGGAUUAGUGAGGUAUCUAGAAGAUGUCAACAUUUCUGUGAUCUGUGAAGAUAAAGGUAAACCCACCAGUGGCUCAGACACAUGUCUUGCAGAAGUUCAUCUUCAAAAAGUGUCUAGAAAUCCAAACCUAGAGAAAUAUGAGAAAACCAAUGUGUUUGCCACUGUUGAUAGUGUCACUGAGACUACUAAAGAUUUUUAUGAGGAUAAAAAAUCCAGUAUUUCAAAAAAGUUCUCAAAUGUAGCUGGACAGAUCCAGCAGCAUGAAAAGAUGAGAAUCUAUGAACAGCCCCUUCAGGAGGAAUCGCUUCACAGCCAUCAGGAGCCAGAUGCCCAGUGGUACACAAAGAACCUUAGAAGACCUCCAGAAUUAAGUCUCCAAGAGGCCAAUGUGAAUUCCUUAGGUGCAUCGGGUUUCAAUAAAAACCUUGGGCACAAAGACUUUUUACCUAAGAAGAAAAAUGCUGAAGCCAAUAAACAAAAAAGAAAUUCCAAGAUGAGAGAUCGAUAUGCCUAUCAGCUGAUUGGUGUUGUCAGCCAUCUUGGGAAUAGCCUACAUUCAGGCCAUUAUAUUAGUGAUGCCUUUGACUUCGAGAGGCAGGCCUGGUUUACUUACAAUGAUAUGCAAGUAUCAAGUAUCCAGGAAGCUCUGAUGCUGAAGGCUAGGCUUCAUACUGGAUACAUCUUCUUUUACAUGCACAAUGAUAUCUUUAAAGAGCUGAUAGAAAGGGAAGGCAGCUCCCAGCCUCAUAGCAAAAGGGCAGGGAAAAAACAUUGGAAGAAAUAA